Molecule: messenger RNA, 128 nt
Organism: Cetraspora pellucida
Lineage: Eukaryota; Fungi; Glomeromycota; Glomeromycetes; Diversisporales; Gigasporaceae
Source: the annotation of a GenBank genome assembly
AUCAGCAAAGUGAUAAUAGUAUUGAUAAAGAAAAUGUAAAUCCUCAAUUGCAAAAUCCAAGAAAGUGUACAAAAAGGCUCAAGUCUUCUCAUGAAGCUGUUAAACCUAAAGUGAAGCAACAAUGUUGA